This is a messenger RNA of Morone saxatilis (striped sea-bass), 1397 nucleotides long. RefSeq names its product splicing factor 3a, subunit 2 (gene sf3a2). Gene Ontology annotation, cellular component: U2-type prespliceosome; catalytic step 2 spliceosome; nucleus. Gene Ontology annotation, biological process: spliceosomal complex assembly. Gene Ontology annotation, molecular function: zinc ion binding; nucleic acid binding. The record is from RefSeq and is a predicted model, not a curated record. Lineage: Eukaryota; Metazoa; Chordata; Actinopteri; Moronidae. The transcript is spliced from 8 exons. The coding region runs from base 201 to 1091 and encodes 296 amino acids.
AGCUGUUUGCUAACCGCAUCAAACACCAAAGAGGAAGAAGAAGAAGCCGCUCGAGCAUGCGCAGUCCAUAAGUACGACCUGAUGCUAACGUUGUGGAGUUAGCUCGAUAAUCAAGAAGGAUCUACUUUGAGUACCUGUCCAGUGUUGACACGGCAAACAGGAGUGGGUGUCUGUGUGAUUGAGCCCAUCACUUAGCGAAGAUGGAUUUCCAGCAUCGAGCUGGAGGGAAGACAGGGAGCGGUGGGGUGGCAUCAGCCUCUGAGAGUAACCGCGAUAGGAGAGAGCGGUUACGUCAGCUGGCCCUGGAGACCAUUGACAUCAACAAAGACCCCUACUUUAUGAAGAAUCAUUUAGGAUCAUACGAGUGUAAACUUUGCUUGACACUUCAUAACAACGAGGGCAGCUACUUGGCUCACACACAAGGAAAGAAACAUCAGACCAACUUAGCGCGGAGAGCAGCCAAGGAGGCUAAAGAAGCUCCUGCUCAGCCAGCUCCAGCGAAAGUUAAAGUUGAGGUCAAGAAGUUUGUCAAAAUUGGUCGACCAGGAUACAAAGUAACCAAACAGAGGGACCCAGAGACCGGACAGCAGUCCUUACUUUUCCAGAUUGACUACCCAGAGAUCGCUGAAGGCAUCGGACCCAGGCAUCGUUUCAUGUCUGCUUAUGAACAGCGCAUCGAGCCCCCUGAUCGUCGCUGGCAGUACCUGCUUUUGGCUGCUGAACCAUAUGAAACUAUUGCCUUUAAGGUCCCGAGUAGAGAAAUUGACAAAGCAGAAAACCGCUUCUGGACCCACUGGAACAGAGAAACUAAACAGUUCUUCCUUCAGUUCCACUUCAAAAUGGAGAAAGCUGUUCCCCAGUCCAGUGGUCCACCACCUCCUGCAGGUGUGAAGCGUCCUCCUCCCCUCAUGAGUGGCGUUGGACCUCGCCCACCAAGUGAUUCUAUGCCCCCUCCCCCGCCAGGAGGAAUGUCCAUCCCCCCUCUCCCACCUGGUGCCCCGGGUGCCCCCCAUAUGCCCCCUCAGAUGCCCAUGCCCCCCAUGCCAAUGAGGCCGCCUCCUCCCGAGGGCCUUACAAUGUCUAAUAAUUGAUCCCCUUCCUGCAUUUCAUGGUUGCUUUCUUUCAUGGUGUACAGUCACACUGCCCUGCCUGUCUACAAUGUCCAUCUUCCUUUAGAUAUUGCAGAUACAUUCAGUUUGACUAUUUCCAUGAUGUCUAAAGUCCACAUUUAGUAGAUUUUUAUACAUUUUUUUUUCUGGGUAAUGUGAACGCGUAGGGCAGUCCAUAUGCCCACACUGUUUUGUAUAAAUGCUUAGAUUCUGGAAAUAUGAAGCUAUGAUUGGAGAUGGCUCCAUCUUUUAAGAUGCUGUUUUGUAAUUAAAUUUUGUGGAGAAAAA